This is a messenger RNA of Closterium sp. Naga37s-1, 3477 nucleotides long. Lineage: Eukaryota; Viridiplantae; Streptophyta; Zygnematophyceae; Desmidiales; Closteriaceae. The record is from the annotation of a GenBank genome assembly.
AUGUGGUGGCCCAGUGACAUCAAGGCGCCCGCCGCAUCCAACGGCGCAGAUCGCGUCGGAGGCAGCAGCGUGCGAUCGCGGCCGUCGCGCGCGGCGCAGCAUCCAUGGGCCGAAGAUCUCGUUUCGCGCGCCGACGACGACGCCGUGGCCGACGCUGCCGUUCGCGGAUGGGCGUCGACGGCGGCCGAUUGGGAUCCGCGGAGCGGCGACGAGGGGCAGAUUACGGGGAGAGGGGGAGCGUGGGUGGGGGGGCCGGAGCCCAUUGCGCUCAGGUGGCCGCUAACGGGCAAAGGCGGAGACAUUCAGGGGAAGGGGGGAAACGUGGGGAAACGGGGCGCUGGGGAAUCGGGUCGGACCCGAGAGGAGGGGGAAUUGGGGCGGUUAGUGAGAGCAGAUAAAAGGGCUGGUGGGGAGAAUGGCGGCGAGGGAGGAGGUGCGUCGCAACAAGGAGCGCGACGAGGGGGCGGCGCGGAUCUCGAGGCGCGGAUCAGACGCGCGUGCGAGUGGGUGGGGGUUCUUCCUGGCGGCGCGUCGCAGAUUGAUGAGCGAGCGGGCAGAGCGGCGGCAGUUGCGGGUGGUUCUGUUGGCUCGUCUGGCGUCACCGAGAUUCUUGGGAGCAGUUUGCACGGCCAGGAUUCGCCGUCGGCCAGAUCGGAUUCAGUCUGCGCGAGUUUUCAGCUGUCGGAUGCGCAACGAGUGGGACGGCCAGUAGCCAACCACCUCCCCGCAUCCAGCGCCGCAUCUGGCGCCGCGCAUCGCGCGUGGGAGGCGGGGUACGAGCUGGAGCUCCUGACGGCGGCGUGGGGGGAGCACCUCCCCGUGCUGCUGCUCGACGCCUCCCCGCCUUCCGCCUUCCCCGCGCGCCCCUGCGCGGACGACCUUCCGCCUCCCAGCGCCGGGCAGCACCGCUCAUUGCGCCACGCGGCGGGAGAAGCGCGCGCAGGGCGCAGGGAGAAGAUCGGCGCGGCGUCGGGCCGGUUGGCGGAGGAGGUGGGGGGCGAUGCGUCGGAGGGCGGGCAGGAGCGCGGACGGGGCAAGCGCGCAGCCGGGUCGAGCGGUGCGGCGAUCGGAGGCAGCACCGCAGGAGCCGGUGGGCGGUGCGGAAAAGGAGAUGCGGGUUUAACAGCGACGACUAGAGGCGAGAACGGGAGGGACAGUACGGCCCAGCAGACAGUCAUCGCUUUACGCUCUCGCCCCGCCAUGCCAGACCGCCAUGCCCUGUUAGGCUCGGAACCAGGCUCGGUGACAGGCUCGGAAAACCUUUUCUUGGUUGCAGGCGAUGGUUCGUGCCGCGCCUCCUCCUGGCUCACCGCCGCCCCUCCCCCGCCGCCUCCGCUACUGGCGUCGAUCUCCGCGUCCGCGCUCGCCGCCAAGGGCGCUGGGGAGGGCGCGGCGAAGCGGGCAGCGGAAGCGCUUGCGGGGAACGGCGCGCAGUGGCGGAGGCUGCUGCCGUGGGGCUGGCGGAAGGGGUCCGCGCAGGCGUGGGGUGAAGCACGCGGCGGGGUUCGGGGUUUAACAGCGGCGGGGGAGGCGCGGGGCGGAGAUGCAAGCGCGGAGCGGGAUGAGCGAGAGGGGCGAGAGGAGCGGGAGGAGGGGGAAGCAGGUGACGUGGGCAAGGCUUUGAAGCAGAAAGGGGGCGCCAAUGCUGCCAUUGCCACUUCUCCUGCUGCUGCCGCUGGUCCUCUUGCCUCUGCUACCGCUCUUUCUGCCGUCACAACCUCUGUCGCCGCCGCUGCAGCCGCUCCUUCCGCCAGAGCCGCGGGCGCGGCGGCGGCGGCGGUCGCGGGCGAGGCGCGGCGCACGAGCGCGUCGCGGAACGCGCUGGCGGGCGGGCUGGCGGGCGGCGUGGUGAGCGUGUGCAUCCACCCCCUGGACACCGUCAAGACCGUGCUGCAGGCGCACCGCGGCUCCGGCGCGCCCUCCGGCGUGCUCGCCACCGUGGGACGCGUCGUGGCGGAGAAAGGCCCGUUGGGGCUGUACAGUGGAGUGGCGGCGAGUCUAGCAACAGCGGCGCCCAUCAGCGCCAUCUACGCGUGCACGUACGAGGCUGUUAAGGAGGCUCUGCUGCCGCUCGUGCCGCAGCGGCUAGCGCCAGUGGCGCAUUGUGUGGCGGGGGCGGCGGCGAGUGUGGCGACAUCAGCGGUGUUCACACCCAGCGAGGCCGUCAAGCAGCGCAUGCAGACCACCACGCACUUCCGCUCCUCCCUGCAUGCGCUGGUGGGCAUGGCGCGCACAGAGGGCGUGGCGUCGCUGUAUGGUGGGCUGGGGGCUGUGCUGGCUCGCAACAUCCCCAACUCCGUCAUCAAGUUCCUGACGUACGAGGCGCUGAAGAAGCGAGCACUGGAGGCGCAGGUCAAGGCAGCUGGGGGGGCGGACGGGGCGCAUGCCACCCUGCUCUCCCCCGCCAACCAGCUGCUGGUGGGGGGAGCAGCGGGGUCCACAGCAGCGUUCUGCACCACGCCCUUUGAUGUUGUCAAGACGCGCCUGCAGACGCAUCUACCAGGGGCGCCCAAGUACAAGGGAGUGGUCGAUGCAUUCUCCCGCAUCGUCAGGGAGGAAGGCAUUGGGGCGCUGUACCGUGGGCGCAGACAGUGCCCGCUGCACAUACCUGCUGCUGCAACGCAAGAAUCACCAACCUCUUCUUUUCAUCGCUCCUUUUCUUCCCACGCCCUCUCCAUGCACUGCACGCACCCUCCCUCCCUCCCUCCCUCCCUCCCUCCCUCCCUCCCUCCCUCCCUCCCUCCCUCCCUCCCUCCCUCCCUCCCUCCCUCCCUCCCUCCCUCCCUCCCUCCCUCCCUCCCUCCCUCCCUCCCUUCCCUUCGCGUCAUCAAACCGCGACUCGAAACGGCGCCUGCUCUAAGCGGAGCCCUGGCGGGUGUGUUCGCGCGCGUGGUGGCGACGGACAUCAGCGCGGCGCAGCUUAGCCACGCGCCCGCGCUGCCCAACGUGCGGUACGCCGCCACGCCGCCCGCCAUGGGAGACGCGCACGUGCGCGACAUCGUCGGGCCGCCCGCGAGUGUGGAUCUGGUGACGGCAGCGCAGGCCAUGCACUGGUUCCACUUUGACCGCUUUGCUGCCAAUGUGCGCGCCGUGCUCAAGCCACGCACGGGGGUCGUUGCUGCCUGGUGCUACACCCUCCCUCGCGUGAAUCCACGGGUCGACAGUGCGUUGGACCGCUUCUAUGCGCGCUCAGACCCCUUCUGGGAGCCGCAGAGGCGCUACAUUGACAGCUGCUACCGAGACAUCCCCUUCCGUUUCCAACCCUUGCCCCAGCUCCAGGAGCAAGGCACAGCUGUUGCUACUGCCAAGGCGAAAGGGGUAGACCUGUUGGCACCGGAGGCGUGUGCUGAGUUGGAGGAGGCGUGGUUGGAUGAGGAGAAUGGUGGUGGGGAGGGAAGCAAGGAGAGGAGCUCCAGUGAGGUGCACAGGAGAGUUUGCUUCCCCAUCUUCAUGCGUGUAGGGACCGUUGAUCCGUAA